UUCAUCGGUCGCAAGUGAAUUUGUUGCAAAAAGUUAAAAUGCGUUAAAAAUGCGCUGAAUCAACAGUUUGCACAGGCUGUAUAAAUAUAAAAAGUGGAUUUUACCCGGGCCCAAAGAUAUUUUUGAAGCAUGACCAAGAAGUAAGAGAAUUUUCAGCCGGCUUUCUGUUUGUUUUUGUUCUUGGACGAACUGAAGCACUCUCCAAGAAAUUUCAUGCCUCAUUGCCAAGACCAGCAGCGCGUCGAAUUGCUGAAUAUUGCACAUAGAGCCGCUUACUUUAUAGCUUACGCAAGCAAACUUAUCAGUCGGCCAGUUUAGAUGACCGGUCGCUGAGAGCCAAAGACAGUUCUUCCAGACACAAAUCACCGCAAAAUGAAGCAUUUGCUGCUGGUGCUAUUGGCGGCGGCCGCAGCAGCAGCCGGCGAUUUGCACCGCCACCGCCGCGUCGCCAUUGACGUGGACAAUAAGAAUGAGGCGACCAAGGAAAUGCACAGCAUCAUCGAUUUGCCAGAGUGCCAGGAUUUAAAGAAAUUCUGCACGCACCAAACGUCCACCGACAAUCUGUCCAUGCUGGAGUGUGCUCUCACAUUCAGUUCGAGCCAACUGGAGGCUCUGCCCGAAGUCUGUCAGCAUGCCUUGUGGAUGCAGCAGCGGCAGCUGCAGCUUCCCGCAUGGAUAGAGAACACACUCCUGCCCACAUACUGCCCCGAGGAGCGCCCUAAGCUGGAGACCUGCCUCAACUCUGUGUACAUGUGGAAGUGCCUGAACGAGCAGCGCCUGCAGCUGCCACAGAGCAACACCUGCCAUCAGCAUCUCCGGCGUGCCUACAAUGCGCUGGGCCACGACUACAGCAACGUGGACGAGUUCUAUGUGGCCUGCAGCAGCCUUGUGGAGCACCACAAAUGCGGUCGCCUCAAUGUCGAACACUUGCCCUCGCUGCUGUCCCAGCUGGGCACGGUUCAGUGCCUGCGUUCGACUGCCCAAAAGUCCAGCGUUGAGCCCACCUGCAUGUCCGCCAUGAAUGCCAUCGAACUGCAGCGUGGCAUGCUCGAGUUGUUCAGGGUCUGCGCGGAGGAUCUCUCCUCGCUCUGCUCACAGGAGCAAUCGGGCACACCGGGCGCAUACAAGUGCCUGGUGCGGCACAAGAGCCACCCAGCGAUGACGGCCAACUGCGCGUCGGAGAUCUCGCUGAGGGAUCAGCAGAUGGGCCGCGACUACCGCGUCUCGCACGGCCUGGCCAAGGCCUGCAAGGAUGACAUCAAACAGUAUCACUGUCGCCGCGGCGUGUCCGAGGAUAAGCACGUGCGCCUGGCCCAGAUUCUGCUCUGUCUGGAGUCUGUGUCCAAGAACGGCACCAAGCUGGCGCCUUCAUGUCUGACAGAGCUGACCGACCAUCGCCGCAUGCUGAUGACAGACUACCAGCUGUCGCCGGAGCUGCUGAGUGACUGUGCCGAUGACAUACCCAAGUUCUGUCCGGAGGAGCACAAGGCACAGCUGGUGAAUGGCCUCACAGGCACUGGCGGUGAGAUUAUCCACUGCCUGCUGGAGCAUGUGAAGGCCAGGCGACCGCAGCGGCGUGUCACGGCCCAGUGUCAGCGUGGAUUGGAGACUCUGAUCAAGGUCAGCGAUGCGGGCGAGGAUUGGCGGGUGGACCCAGUGCUGAGGCGUGCCUGCAAGCCCGUUGUGGAUGUGGCCUGCAAGGAUGUGGAGGGUGGCGAGGCGCGCGUCAUGUCAUGCCUCGUCGAACGCAUUGGCACACCCUCGAUGCUGCCAGAGUGCGAGCAGGCGCUGCUCAUCAUCGAGUACUUCGUGGCUCGCGACUUUAAGCUGGAUCCGCAGCUGUACAAGCACUGCCGCGACGAUGCCGUCAAGUACUGUCGGGCCAAGCGGCAGUGGGACGAUGCGCAGAAUGUCCAAAUGGACCCCGAGCGCGGUCCCAUGAUACUGCCCUGCCUGCAUCGCAUGGCCUUCAGCGAGGACGAGCACCAGACGCUGCGCAAGGACUGCUUCAAGGAGGUGAAGCGAGUGAUGCGGCAGCGUGCCAUGUCCAUGGAUCUCAUACCCGAGGUGGAGGACUAUUGCCUCAACGAUCUGUCGCUCUUCUGCGCUGAUUGCGUGGAGAAGGGCAGCGAAAUGGAGUGCCUGCAGAAGAACAUGGACCAACUGCAGCCCGAGUGCAAAACGGUUGUGGUCAAAUAUACCGAGGAGGAGGCCGCCCAUGUCGAACUCAAUCCUGUCAUAAUGAACGUCUGCGGCGAGGCCAUGCAGCAGCAUUGCUCAGCCAUACUCAAGAGUGGCAAGGAUAAUGGCGACAUGAUGGACUGCCUUAUAGCGCAUAAAAACGAUGCCGAUCUGCGCAAAGAUCUGCGCUGCCGCGCGGCCAUUGAACACUUUCAGAUCAUUUCGCUGAAGAACUUUCAUUUCACCACCAAAUUCAAGGAGGCCUGCCGUCCGUAUGUGCAGCGCUUCUGCUCCUCGAGCAUCACCAAGAACGAUGUGGUCGGCUGCCUCAGUGAGGUGAUGCGCAACGACACAAUCAAGGCGCAGCGCCAUCAAAUACCCAAGGAGUGCCGCCACCAAGUCAAGUCGCAGCUGUAUCAGCAAAGGGAAAGCAUCCAGCUGGAUCCGAAGCUGGCGAAUGCCUGCAAUCGGGAACUGGAACAAUUCUGCGGUGAUCAAAAGGGUCCCGGUCAGGUGAAUAAAAAUGCGUUGGAGUGUCUCAUCAAGAAGACUCCCAGUCUGGGCAAGGCCUGCCAUCAUGCCAUCUUUAUGAUCAAGAAAUCGGAGCUGGGAGACAGCGGCACCGACUACACUCUGCUCAAUACGUGCAAGGAGAUGAUCUACAAGUUCUGCCCCAGCACGGACUCUGCGAAGCUGCUGGACUGCCUGAAGACCUACAAGGAUGACACGCAGUUCGAUCAGCGCUGCCAUCUGGUUGUGGUCAAUCGCAUGAUUGAGCAGAACACCGAUUUCCGCUUCAAUCCAUCGCUGCAGAGCGCCUGCGGCAAGAACAUUGAUAGCUACUGCUCCAACAUUGUGGCCAGUGCGCUGCCCAACGAGGAGCUCAACGGAAAGGUGAUUCAUUGCCUGAAAGACAAGUUCCGUCAGUCGGCGCUGGACGAGCCCUGUGCCCAGGAGAUGAUCAAGAUACUGCAGGAGCAGGCGCUCAACUACAAGCUGAAUCCGUUGCUGCAGGUGUUUUGCAAGUCGGAGAUCCAGGAGCUGUGCAAAGACAACAUGGAUGCGGAUGAGCAUGGGCAGGUGGCCGAGUGCCUGAAGACGGCCUUCCUGCAGAAGCAGAUCAUCAACAGGCAGUGCCAGAUGGAGGUGGCCACGCUGAUAGCCGAGGCCAAAGCCGAUAUUCAUGUGGAUCCCAUACUGGAGACGGCGUGCACAGUGGACUUGCUGAGAUAUUGCUCCAAGGUCUCCAGCGGCAACGGACGCAAGCUGAAUUGCCUGCGCACGCUGCUGAAGGAUACGCCCAACUCCUUGGACACAGACUGCCGCGAGAAGCUGCAGCGGCGCAUCGAAAUGUUCCACAAUGCGGACGACACGCUGGCACUGCCGCCGGAGGACAUGCAACAGCUUGUGCAGCAGGUGGUCGCAUCGCCGGCGCGUAAAUUCUUCCUUGUGAUAUUGAUGAGCGCCACGGGCCUGAUCUUUCUGACGGGCAUCUUCCUGGGACGGGCCACCAAACGUGCAAUGGGCUUAAAGAAUAAAUAGACUGUAGUUUUCUGGGCAUAGUCCAUGAUAGUUAUAGGCACGCACAUGCCUGCCUGUGAGCUUAGCCCUGCUUUGUUGUUCACCAUUUUGGGUUCCCCUCAUCCAUUCGUCAUCCCUCCGCCUUCCACUUCACCCACUCCAUGCAGCCUGAAUAUUUAUAUCUAUAAGUAAUUUGUGGCUUAAUCGUUUCUAAGACAAAAAUGAAUAUGUUUUUCACAACUAGGGAUUCUUAUGUUAUAUAUAUAAAGAAAAAAUCGUAGUUUUUUGUAAUGAUUUCUC
This is a messenger RNA of Drosophila subobscura, 4002 nucleotides long. RefSeq names its product Golgi apparatus protein 1 (gene Glg1). Gene Ontology annotation, molecular function: fibroblast growth factor binding. Lineage: Eukaryota; Metazoa; Arthropoda; Insecta; Diptera; Drosophilidae. The record is from RefSeq and is a predicted model, not a curated record. The transcript has 6 exons. Gene Ontology annotation, cellular component: Golgi membrane. The coding region runs from base 373 to 3723 and encodes 1116 amino acids.